GUGAGUAGAGCAUCAGCCAAGGUACUUCGUCUAGCGCCAGCGUUCUUUUCCUCUCCCGCCCAACUGUGUGUAGCCCUUUCGCACUCCUCCCAGGAAAAAGCCUCCUCCAUCUUGUCCCCGUUUUGCAAGCCUCAUCCACCAAAAAUCGAGAGAAAAAAAAUACAACCCACCCUCUGCAAUCUCCCCUCCCCUCGAUUGCAAUCUGCAUCUGAUUGCAAUUGACCUCUCUCUUUCUUCCUAUUUAGUUCGGAGGACUAGACAGACCUCUCUAAUAUGUUCCGCAACGCCCUCAGACAGUCCACCCGCGCCGUGAGCGCAAUCUCUGCUUCGGGCAGAGUCGUUGCAGCGCGAAAUGCCGCACCCGCCGCCCUCAACGUCCACGCCCGAGCCUACGCCUCCGAUGCGAAGGCUUCUCCCACCGAGGUCUCUUCCAUCCUCGAGCAGCGAAUCCGAGGCGUAUCCGAAGAAUCCAGCCUGGCCGAGACUGGCCGUGUCCUCUCCGUCGGUGAUGGUAUCGCCCGCGUGCACGGUAUGGCCAAUGUCCAGGCCGAGGAGCUUGUCGAGUUCGCUUCUGGUGUGAAGGGGAUGUGCAUGAACUUGGAAGCUGGCCAGGUUGGUGUUGUGCUUUUUGGUUCUGACCGUCUCGUCAAGGAGGGCGAGACCGUCAAGCGUACCGGAGAAAUUGUCGAUGUCCCCGUUGGCCCGGAGCUGCUCGGCCGCGUUGUCGACGCUCUCGGUAACCCCAUCGAUGGUAAGGGCCCCAUCAAGACUAAGGAGAAGCGCCGAGCGCAGCUCAAGGCUCCUGGUAUUUUGCCGCGACGAUCCGUCAACCAACCCGUCCAGACCGGUCUUAAGUCCGUCGACGCCAUGGUUCCCAUCGGCCGUGGCCAGCGUGAGUUGAUCAUCGGUGAUCGCCAGACUGGAAAGACUGCCGUCGCCCUCGAUGCUAUCCUGAACCAGAAGCGAUGGAACAACACCAACGACGAGACCAAGAAGCUUUACUGCAUCUAUGUUGCCGUUGGCCAGAAGCGAUCAACUGUUGCCCAGCUCGUUAAGACUCUUGAGGAGAACGAUGCCAUGAAGUACUCCAUCGUGGUCGCUGCCACUGCUUCUGAGGCCGCACCCCUGCAGUACAUCGCCCCCUUCACCGGCGCCUCGAUUGGCGAGUGGUUCCGUGACAACGGCAAGCAUUCCCUCGUUAUCUAUGACGAUCUGUCCAAGCAGGCCGUCGCCUACCGUCAAAUGUCUCUACUGCUCCGCCGCCCCCCCGGUCGUGAGGCUUACCCCGGUGACGUCUUCUACCUGCACUCGCGUCUGCUGGAGCGUGCCGCCAAGAUGAACGACAAGCACGGUGGCGGCUCCAUGACUGCACUGCCCAUCAUCGAGACCCAGGGCGGCGAUGUGUCUGCUUACAUUCCCACCAACGUCAUCUCCAUCACCGACGGCCAGAUCUUCUUGGAGGCCGAACUGUUUUACAAGGGUGUCCGACCUGCCAUCAACGUCGGUCUGUCCGUGUCCCGUGUCGGCUCCGCCGCUCAGCUCAAGGCCAUGAAGCAAGUUGCCGGUUCGCUCAAGCUCUUCUUGGCCCAGUACCGUGAAGUCGCCGCCUUCGCUCAGUUUGGUUCCGAUUUGGAUGCCGCUACCAAGCAGACUCUUAACCGUGGUGAACGUUUGACCGAGCUCCUGAAGCAGAAGCAAUACUCCCCCAUGGCUGUCAACGAGAUGGUUCCGCUCAUCUUUGCUGGCGUCAACGGUUUCCUCGACCAAGUACCCGUCGCCAAGGUUCUACAAUGGGAGUCGGACUUCCUCGCCCACCUGAAGACGAACGAGUCGGACCUCCUAGCCACGAUCGACAAGGAGGGCGCUCUCAGCAAGGACCUCGAGCAAAGGUUGCGAGACGUCAUCACGACCUUCACCAAGAGCUUUAUUGCCUAAAUAGGCGACUAGAAAGCUUAAAACCGCAGAGAGGAGACGGGGACUGUCUAUACCUAAGGGGCCCGUGAUGGCGGAUCUUGUUAGAGAGGGUGAGAGGGUGCACUUAAAAGGGUGCUUAACUAAGUAAGGAAACGGGUUGGGAGCGAAAGCAUUCUGUUCCCAUUGACCCUUGUAAAAAUAGAGCCAAAAACUCAAGAGCACUCGGUUCCGUUGUCCAGAAAACUAGCCGUGAUCUUGGUUUUUUUUCUUUUUCGAGUAAUAUUUAUUGCCGCCUUGACUGGGUUCGGCAUGAUAAAAGGAACAUGUGGGAUUGCUGGACUACAGAAUCAUCCAACUAUUGGAAAACGGCACGGAUACCCAGGUGGUUAAGAGAAGCUAUUCGGGAGGCACCGUGGAUCUGCUAGAUGAUGACAUCACAAUGCUAGGAGUAGGCUAGGGUGGCGAGUUCCAGGUGGUGCCCCUCCCAUCAUCCCAUAGCUCCGAUAAACCGCGAAUUUCUUCAAAUCACUAG
Messenger RNA from Durotheca rogersii, 2446 nucleotides. RefSeq names its product P-loop containing nucleoside triphosphate hydrolase protein. Gene Ontology annotation, molecular function: ATP binding; ADP binding; proton-transporting ATP synthase activity, rotational mechanism. The transcript is spliced from 6 exons. Gene Ontology annotation, biological process: proton transmembrane transport; proton motive force-driven ATP synthesis. The record is from RefSeq and is a predicted model, not a curated record. Lineage: Eukaryota; Fungi; Ascomycota; Sordariomycetes; Xylariales; Xylariaceae. Bases 274 to 1935 code for a protein of 553 amino acids.